UUCGCGCGGUCACGCACCAACAUGGCCGCCGUGGCGGCUGUACUCGGCGCAGUGGAAUAGGCGACGCGGGGGCGCGCUCUAUCGCGACCGAUUCGGCCGCAGAGUCGGCGUCAUUCCGAGAGGCUUUCAAGCCGAGCGCGAAUGCUGCGCGGAACGCUGCUCGUUGCUAGAGCGGCGGCAUUGCGCCGCGCGCCGCCGGCAGCAGCGUGUGGGAACCGCUCGCGAGGCUUGGGCGGGAUGGGCGCGGAGCCAGCAGCGGCAGAGGCGCGCGCGGGUGGAGGUCAGCUGUACGAUAUUAUAAUCUCUGGAGGCGGUAUGGUCGGGACGGCCAUGGCGUGCUCCUUAGGAAUGGAUCCAAAUUUGGAGGGAAAGAAGAUUCUCUUGCUGGAGGCAGGGAACAAAAAGGUGAUGGACAAAGCGCCCGAGGCGUACAGCACCAGAGUGAGCUCCAUCAGCCCAGGCUCUGCGAACCUCCUCAGCGGCAUUGGAGCAUGGGACCACAUUGUCAAUAUGAGAUGUAAACCUUAUCAGCGGAUGCAGGUUUGGGACGCCUGCUCAGACGCGCUGAUCACGUUUGAUAAGGAGAACCUGGAGGAGAUGUCCUAUGUUGUGGAGAACGACGUUGUUGUGGCCGCCCUGACAAAGCAGCUGGAUUCCCUGUCUGGUCAGGUGGAAGUCCAGUACCGGACCAAGGUGGUGAAGUACACUUGGCCUCGGUCCUACCAGGCAGCAGACUCCAUCCCCUGGGUGCAGGUGACACUGGCAAAUGGGGAGACGCUGCAGACACGAUUGCUGAUUGGUGCUGAUGGGCCAAAUUCAAUGGUGCGACGCGAAGCAGGGAUUCCCGCAGUGAAGUGGAACUACGACCAGUCAGCUGUUGUGGCUGUUCUGCGCCUCUCAGAAGUCACUGAGAACAAUGUUGCAUGGCAGAGAUUCCUCCCAACGGGCCCUCUUGCCAUGCUUCCUCUUUCGGACACAGAAAGCAGCCUGGUGUGGUCCACGAGCCACCGGCACGCCGAGGAGCUGCUGGAGCUGGAUGAGGAGAGCUUUGUGGAUGCCAUCAACUCUGCCUUUUGGAGUAAUGAGAACCACUCCGAGCUGGUGGAGACGGCAGGUUCCUUGUUCCGCACGGCUUUGUCCUUCCUGAUGCCAACUGGGACUUCUGCCCGCCAGCUUCCCCCCAGCGUGGCUGGCAUCGGACCGAAGAGCAGAGUCAUGUUUCCUCUGGGGAUGGGUCACGCUUCCGAGUACAUCAGGCACCGCGUGGCCCUCAUUGGGGACGCUGCCCACCGGGUGCACCCCUUGGCCGGACAGGGCGCCAACUUGGGGUUUGGAGACGUGGCCUGUUUGACAAAGGUCCUCAGCCAAGCAGUCUUUAACGGGAAAGACCUGGGAGCCAUGCAGCAUCUCCUAGAGUACGAGACGGAACGCCAGCGCCACAACUUGCCCAUGAUGGCCGCCAUCGACCUCAUGAAGCGCCUCUAUUCCACGAAUGCAGCCCCUGUGGUGCUUUUGCGGACCCUGGGGCUGCAGGCCACCAAUGCUGUUCCGCCCCUCAAAGAGCAAAUCAUGGCUUUUGCAAGCAAGUGACUGUCUUGGGAACCGUCGACUCAAGAGGGCUCUUCUGAUUGACUUCUAA
Messenger RNA from Scleropages formosus (Asian bonytongue), 1639 nucleotides. It is a transcript of the gene coq6, whose product is annotated as coenzyme Q6 monooxygenase. Lineage: Eukaryota; Metazoa; Chordata; Actinopteri; Osteoglossiformes; Osteoglossidae. Gene Ontology annotation, cellular component: mitochondrion. Gene Ontology annotation, molecular function: 4-hydroxy-3-all-trans-polyprenylbenzoate oxygenase activity; FAD binding. Gene Ontology annotation, biological process: ubiquinone biosynthetic process. The coding region runs from base 142 to 1590 and encodes 482 amino acids. The transcript is spliced from 12 exons. The record is from RefSeq and is a predicted model, not a curated record.